AUGAGUCUUCUAUCUUGGAACUGUCGUGCGCUUGGGAACCCAAAGACAGUUCAAGUCUUAGUGGACAUGGUCCAUGCUAAGAGGCCCAACAUUUUAUUUCUUGCUGAAACUUUUGCAGGUACGAACAAGUUGCAUUCGGUCAGAACCAAAAUGGGUUAUUCAGGUCUAUUUUGCGUUAAUAACGACGGUCACAGUGGCAGUUUAGCUCUUCUCUGGAAAGAUGGAACCUCUGUUUCCAUUCAAUCAUAUUCCAAGCAUCAUAUUGAUGCUAUUAUCUGUCUCUCCCCCGAUGAUUCAGAAUGGCGUUUCACUGGCUAUUAUGGCGUCCCUAAGAGACACCGCCGUCAAGAAUCUUGGUCCCUACUCAGACAGCUCUCCAGCAGGUGCUCUCUCCCAUGGGUGGUAAUGGGUGACUUUAACGAUAUCAUGCAUCUAAAUGAAAAACGAGGUGGUAAUCCUCAACCCGUGCGUCUAAUUCGAGGAUUCUGUGAGGCUGUGGAAGAAAGUGGAUUAAAAGAUUUUGCAUUUGAAGGCUAUCAAUAUACCUGGGAACGGUGCAAGGGUUCCCCAAAUUGGGUUGAAGCAAAACUGGAUAGGAUACUCAUAUCUGAUUCUUGGGGUGAUCUCUUCUCAAAUGCACGUGCGUCUUCAAUUACAACCCCAAAGAGUGAUCACAUGUCGCUCCAUCUUCAGAUUCUGCCCCCUCCAAUGCCAAGCCCGAGAAUCCGCCACCGUUUUGAGAACCUCUGGUUGCGGGAUGCUCACUGUUGGGAGAUAAUGAUUGAAUCAUGGUCAAAAUCUCAUGGACAGAAUAGGCCGCUGUGGAAAAGCAAUUUGGAUUUGGGGUAA
This is a messenger RNA of Ipomoea triloba (trilobed morning glory), 849 nucleotides long. RefSeq lists its product as uncharacterized. NCBI's taxonomy places the organism in Eukaryota, Viridiplantae, Streptophyta, Magnoliopsida, Solanales, Convolvulaceae. The transcript has a single exon. Bases 1 to 849 code for a protein of 282 amino acids. Gene Ontology annotation, molecular function: catalytic activity. The record is from RefSeq and is a predicted model, not a curated record.